UCUCACUCUUUAAGGGAAAAGAUUGGAUUCCCACCUGUCCAUGCGUUAACUUUUGCGUCAAUGGUGAGUGGAGUGAAUACGUGAAUUGGCAGCGGGACUGUGGAGUCUGGGUUUUCUCUUGGUUUCGUGUUCGUGUCCUAUUUCGUUCUCUUUCAUUCGGCAUUCUCAAUUAUUCACUCACCGUUCAAUUCCCUUUUGCUGCAUUCCCAUUUUACCCUAAAUUUGUUUCACCAUUCCUAAUAUUUCGUCCCUAAAUCUUGACCCCUCCCUCUGCACGAGUCUCCGUAGUCAUCGUCCUUUUCUUCUUCUUCUACCUUCUUCCAUUCCCAACCCCACUCCCCUCCGUGGGCUCUCCUGAAGGAUAAGUCUUCUGGGAUUUUACCAGAAAUGGCGUCGAGUAUAGGCAUUAUGGACAGUGCCUAUUUUGUCGGUAGGAAUGAGAUUUUGAAUUGGAUCAACAAUAGACUUCAGCUGAAUCUCUCUCGCAUUGAGGAGGCUGCAUCUGGUGCUGUACAAUGCCAGAUGAUGGACUUGACAUAUCCAGGGGUUGUUCCAAUUCACAAGGUGAAUUUUGAUGCAAAAACAGAGUAUGAUAUGAUACAGAAUUACAAAAUUCUGCAGGAAACACUCAACAAGCUGAAAAUUGACAAGCAUAUUGAAGUUAACAGGCUUGUUAAAGGACGACCUUUGGACAACUUGGAGUUCUUGCAAUGGCUGAAACGCCACUGUGAUUCUGUGAAUGGUGGCAUUGUGAAUGAGAACUAUAAUCCUGUGGAGCGGAGGAACAAAGGUGGAAAAGACCGGACUAGGAGCUCUGUGAGGAACACAAAAUCACUGCAGACAAACAUCAUGAAUAAUCCUGCUUCAAGCAAUGCAUUCAAUUCUAAUAGAACUUCUGGGUCCAAACAGUUUCAGUCAAGUGAAGCAGCUUCUUCAGCAGAGAUUCAGGCUUUGUCAAAGGAGGUUACUGAUCUCAAACUUUCUGUGGAUCUCCUGGAAAAAGAAAGGGACUUCUACUUUGCAAAAUUGAGGGAUAUAGAAAUUCUUUGCCAGACUCCAGCACUAGAGAAUCUCCCUAUGUCUGUCGCAAUAAAGAAGAUUUUGUAUGCUGCUGAUGAAAAAGAAUCAGCAUUAGAAGAAGCGCAGGAUUAUCUUAACCAAAACUUGAAUAUUAAUGAUGCUGAAGAACAAGCAGAAGCUGAAGCCGACCCGGAAACUUGAUCAUCUUGGAGAAAUAGCUUAUCCUGAUGCCGUUUAACAUGCCUACUGCUGUUUUCAGUGACAUGAUGCCGCUGAUCCUUCUCGUGGUUAUCGAAGGGUGCUUUUGUUACCCUUGAAGGAGCUGGAUGGAUAAUGACAAAGCAAGCAAUAACUGUUCGUUCCAGCUAAGUUGUUAUCACCAUCCUUUUCUUCUACUGAAUAAGAUUGUAAGAACUUUCUGGCAACUGCAGUUUGAGAAGUGGAAGUGGUUAUAGGCUUAUAGCCAUAGUUGGGACUUGGGAGUAUCGUUUUGUAGGUCCUCUGUAAUCCCAGUGUUCUGAGUGGUUUUUUAUGUCUCGAAUAACAUGGUUACUGUAUUGUAUUUUGUCAGUUAUUUUAAUUUAUGAGAUCAACGUUGGCAUAUUAGUAGA
Neltuma alba is the source of this 1631-nucleotide messenger RNA. Its product is annotated as microtubule-associated protein RP/EB family member 1A. The transcript is spliced from 8 exons. Gene Ontology annotation, molecular function: microtubule binding. NCBI's taxonomy places the organism in Eukaryota, Viridiplantae, Streptophyta, Magnoliopsida, Fabales, Fabaceae. The record is from RefSeq and is a predicted model, not a curated record. Bases 388 to 1221 code for a protein of 277 amino acids.